CAACUCCAGCAAGCACAUAAACCGGGCGGAAGCCUUGACUUGGUUCGGACCAAAGGUGGAAUGGGCCCAGCGAUGGCCAGAUAUUUGUGGAAAAGGACGGGGAAUUGAAAAUAGAAAAAAGGAACAAAGCGGAAAGAGAAAAACUUUUAGAACCGAAGGAGCCUGUUUGUUUAUUAUAAUCGAUCAUCUUGCAGUUGGAGGAGGGAGGUUGGUUUGUGGACGGGAAGAAGGUCGGCACAGGCGACGUCUCUCCACCACCACCCUCCUACUAUUACUAUAUAGACAGACCCAAGGGCCAAACCCACAACCUCUCCGACCCUCUCACAGCCCCCCGCGCCUUCCUUUCCUACUCCUACCACCUCCUCCCUCCUCCCCAAUAACUCAACACAACCUCCUUCCUAACAACUUAAAUCCACAAAACAGCCUUCUCCCCGCGAAACCGCUUCCUCCCCCGGUUUUGCCGAGACCCCCGCCCCAUCGCGGGAUCCGGUUUCCCGGCCAUGGCGAGGAGGAAUUGCGAGCUCUGCGCGGGCGAGGCCUCCGUCUUCUGUCUGCCCGACUCCGCGUUCCUCUGCUGGUCAUGCGACGCCAGGGUCCACGACGCCAACUUUCUCGUCGCCCGGCACCUCCGGCGGCCUGUCUGUUCUUCCUGCCAGAAACCCGCCGGAGGUGCCUUCUCUGGGGCCGUGGUUUCGCCGUUGUGGCUAUUUUGCAACUCGUGCAAGGGGGAGGAAGACGAGGAGGAGGAGGAAGAGUCUUCGAGCGCGGAGUCGUACGCUGCGGCUGGGGUGAGGGAGAAGGCGGGCUGCGGAAUGAAGAGGGCGGAUAGCGCGUCGAUGGCGACUACCACGGAGGAGGAGGAGGAGGGUCCGAGGGUAGCGAUGAGGAGGAGGAACGGCAGAAGCAGCAGGAGGCGGCACGGGAUGGUUGGACAGAUGGACGCGAGGGCGGAGGAGGUGCUGGAGCGGUGGGGGAGGAGGCUGGGGCUGCGAAACGCCUGCGCUUCGGUGCCGCUUGCGAUGCACGCGUUCGAGGUGCGCGCGCAGAGGAUGGGGGCGGGGUGUUCGGUGAGGGUGUGGCUGGCGGGGUCGCUGUGGCUCGGGGUGAGGCUGUGCGAGAGGAAGGCGGGGCAGGAAGGGUUGCUGAGGAAGCUGGAGUCCGUCGGUGGGGUGCCCUCCAGGAUCAUCCUGCUGGCGGAGUCGAAGUUAUCGCGGAUGCUGAAGCUGAGGGUUGAGGAAGAGGGAUGGGCCGAAUGCUCCUCCUGAUCCGAUGAAUCCACAUCCCAUCUCCUUCUCUGCCAUCCUUCUUCCCUUUGCGGUACACAAAUAUUACUUGUGGAAACGACACGAGUGUUGUUAAACUGGAAGCAUUGCGGCAUAAUGAACGUGUUGGGGAUGUUCCUUUCUUUCUCUGUAAAAGGGGUGGAUUAGUUAACUCUUCUUUUACGGUUGCAUUUGGCUAAUGUGAAUGGAUUAGGGUGGCCUGACGAUCCGAGACUCUCUCUCCCUCUCUCCGCCUGUGCAGGUUUACAGAGUCGACCCUCGAAUGACGACUGUAGUUCAAAGAUUUUACGGGCAGGGGAAAAGUAGGAAGGACGGUCUUUUAUUAUCUGGAUUAGUGGCAUUACUUUGUUCACCGAGAUCAUCGUAUUACUUACUUGGUGCUGCCUCAGAACAGUGUUAAUAAGGCUCUCAGUAUUAAUUUCCUUUUUA
Messenger RNA from Nymphaea colorata (pocket water lily), 1712 nucleotides. RefSeq names its product B-box zinc finger protein 32-like. The coding region runs from base 501 to 1265 and encodes 254 amino acids. The transcript has a single exon. Lineage: Eukaryota; Viridiplantae; Streptophyta; Magnoliopsida; Nymphaeales; Nymphaeaceae. The record is from RefSeq and is a predicted model, not a curated record. Gene Ontology annotation, molecular function: zinc ion binding.